This is a messenger RNA of Oryzias melastigma (Indian medaka), 3252 nucleotides long. RefSeq names its product probable polypeptide N-acetylgalactosaminyltransferase 8. The coding region runs from base 2014 to 2754 and encodes 246 amino acids. The record is from RefSeq and is a predicted model, not a curated record. NCBI's taxonomy places the organism in Eukaryota, Metazoa, Chordata, Actinopteri, Beloniformes, Adrianichthyidae. Gene Ontology annotation, cellular component: Golgi apparatus. The transcript has 7 exons.
AAUUCCAAAUUAGCAUAAAACCCCAGUAGAUGCCAGAUUACCCAAAUGAGCUAGCAUGAUGCUAAUUUAACAACUCAAUGCCAGAUAAUUUUAAAAUGACUGUAAACGAUGGUCUCAAAGUGCACAAUGUUUUUGAAGAAUUUGAAUAACCUCUUAUUAAUUUCGUAUGGGGCAUAUUUUGCUCAAUAUUUCAAAAAAAUAUAAAGUUUAUGAAGCUGAAAGCACAAUCAGUCCUGAAUGAGGUGAAUGUUUUGAUACCAAGAUUGCUUAAGUUGCUCAAAGUGUGGUUGAGUUUUUACGUGCCGAAAAACGUACAGAAAGGAGCAGGAGAAACACUAUAGUUUGAAUGCUUACUAAGCAUUAAAAACAUUAUUUUCAUUUUUAUUUAUACAAAUGCAAAAAAAGAUAUAGUCACUGUUUUAUUGGAAAAUUUGAUAUUUAAAUAUAUUGAAACUGCUUUCUGUAUGAAAUGAACCAUAACCUCAGCAGUUUAAAAAACUGUUUUAAAAACAAACUAUUUCAAUACCAUAUUUGUGAAUUAACUUACUAAAAAGUUUAUGCGUAAAGCUGAUAAUGCCCCAAAAUCAGACUGAAAUCCACACAUAACAUUUCCAAAACAGAUUUCAUAUCAAUUCUGUUGUAUUGCUGCUCAUGCAUCCUAAAGAAACUAUAGUAGAAGUUAGAAAAAUAAAUAUGCAAUAAUAAACAAUUAAGCACAAAGUUAAAAUGAGCAGAGACUCUGAAUCUGAAUUUUCAACAUUUUUAAUUUUAAUAAUUUUAUAGUUACAAUGGCUGCUAAAAUGUAUAUAUUAAGCUGUCAGAAUAAAGUGAUAAAAACUUCCUUCAAUCUCAAACACUUAAAAAAGCAAUAAAUGAUUAAAAGCGAUCUUUUUAAAUGCAAUAAAUGUUUUUGAUUUUAAAAAAAGAAUUAAAAUAAAAAGAAUAUCUCAUGUAAGGCAAUGUGUUUGCACUAAUAUGAAAACAGUUGUGAGAAAGGAAGAGUCUGCUCCGCCCCCAGGCUAACAAAGGCCCAAUCAGAAUUCUUCCGUUCUCCCUUCCCCUUCAUUUGGCCCUCCAAAUGGAGAGUUAUGAAAAAAUAGUGUCUCGUAUUUCGGGCGUCACUUUCGUCGAUGAUGUCAUCAAUAAUCGCCAGUCCGCUAGCUUUAGCGCAGAGCUUCCUGUGUUGAAUAUAAAUAACACCAGUUUUAGAACUUCAAAAGGUCACGCUACAACAAAAAGUCAUUACUUAGAUUUAAAUGUAAAUAUUCAGAGCGCACCCACGUGAAGAAAAGCGCUUCUCAGCGUGACGCGGUUUAGCCUCGCGGGGGAGGACUUUUUCGAAUUUAAAAAAAUACAUUUCCUGAACACACUUUUACUCAAACUCCCCCUUCAAAUGGAGACGUGAUGUUUAGAAGGAAAAAAUUCGGAUUUGGCCGAACACUUUCUCCGCAAAGCUAGCAGCUCGAGCUAGCGGUGAUCAGCUAGCUUGAACCCAUUAGCCAUCCCCAUUCCGUCUGUGCUCUGUUUUGGGGAUUUAGCUUCACAGUAAGUAUAUCAACAUUUUUUUUUUAAUUGAUGGGGAUUUUUAGGUUUUAGGGACAGCUUUAGGUUGACGUCAUGAAAUGGGCGGCACCCUCUGGGAGCAAAGGGCGGAGCUUCAGAGAUCGACUUGUUUUACUUCCUGGUGUGGAAAGAGUCAUGAACUCAUAUUUCAUAAAAAAAUGUGUUCUUUAGCGUUCCAAAUGUAAUAUAAGAUCAAAUAAAUAGUUAUAGUUCACUCUGAAAGACUAUUGAAAAUCAUGGUGUGUGCUCUUUAACAAUAAAUGGACAUCUGGAAAUCAGCGCAGUUAUGGUGCAUCUGUUUGAGAGCAAUCAUGUGUGCUUACUUCAACGGGGUGGAGAAAAGGACACGGGGUGGGGGGUUGAUAACCUAAAUUUAGGGAAAACUUUCUCCUCCUCUUCCUCCUUUUCUUCCUGCAUGAACCUAAACUCCACUCACCGAGCGGCACCAUCAUGAGGUCUGGCAGGUUGAAAGGCGCUUUGGUGCUUUUCGUCGUGUCUUCGGCUUUGUUUUACCUGGGCUCCAUCAAGAGAGAGGUUCACAGUCACUCAGAGAGACUCCAGAGGGCCCACCACAACGACUCCAUCAGGGGUCAGGGGAUCCUGCAGAGGAUGAGCAAGAUGGAAGCAGACAUCAGCAGACUGGUUGGUCUGCUGAAAAAGCUGGAAAGCAAAGAGCAGGAGGGAGAGUUGAAGCAGGAGAGGAAGAUGGUGAGAAAGCUGCACCCAAAGUCUCCUCUGUUCAGCCAGUGGGGGGAUCAUCUGUCCGAAGAGGACCAGGAAGAAGCCCAGACUCUGUUUCAGAGGUUUGGUUACAACGCCUUCCUGAGCGACCGGCUGCCGCUCAGCAGAGAGAUCCCCGACACCCGGCCUCCCAGGUGUGCAGAGAGGAAAUAUCCAGAAGAGCUGCCGUCCCUCAGUGUUGUCCUGAUCUACCUGGAUGAAGCUCUUUCCAUCAUCAAGAGGGCCAUCCGCAGCAUCAUGGACAAGACGCCCGCCCGUCUGCUGACGGAGAUCAUUCUGGUCGAUGAUCACAGCUCAAACGAGGAUUUGAUGCAGAAGCUGGACGACUACAUCAGCUUGAUUCAUGAAGAGCGUCCAGGCCUGGUGAAGAAAGUGAGGCACGCCGAGCUAAUGACCUUGCUGCUGCAUUUUGAACUACUUGAAAACUUUGAGAUAGAACGGGAUAGAUGAGAUGGAACGGGACAGGAAGAUAAGAAGGAGCGGCUAGGAAGACGAGCUAGCCAGAGGACUGAGAAUAUCUGCUGAACUGGACCUGAUUAAUGAUCUGAAGCCAGAUCUCUGUGUGGACCAAGGCCCACAACCAGGAAACACACCUAUAAUAUAUCCAUGCCACUUCUUCUUAUAUCAGCAAUGUUAUUACAACACUGAUGGCAAACUCUACAUCGGUGGGAUCAAAUCUCACAAGUACAACAGCGAUAGCUGUCUGGUGGACCUCGGUUCUGGGAAUUUUCCUGGUCUCUAUGAGUGCAAGGUCGCCCAAGAGAAGAAAUUUCACAUGUUGUGGGAUUUUAAGCAGGGAGGACAGAUCCAGAACAGGCAGACAAAGCGAUGUCUGGAGGUCGCACGGGGAAAAGAUGGAUACUUCAGUCUCGUCGUUCAACAGUGCAGCGGCCAAAGCUGGAAGAUCCAACAUGUCGUCAAUCAGACUGUUUCUGCAAAUGGUCUAAA